Daucus carota subsp. sativus is the source of this 1280-nucleotide messenger RNA. Its product is annotated as equilibrative nucleotide transporter 3. The record is from RefSeq and is a predicted model, not a curated record. The coding region runs from base 3 to 1280 and encodes 425 amino acids. Gene Ontology annotation, molecular function: nucleoside transmembrane transporter activity. The transcript is spliced from 9 exons. Gene Ontology annotation, cellular component: plasma membrane. NCBI's taxonomy places the organism in Eukaryota, Viridiplantae, Streptophyta, Magnoliopsida, Apiales, Apiaceae. Gene Ontology annotation, biological process: nucleoside transmembrane transport.
AUAUGAAUUGCUUCAUUGUACUAGCCAUGACACCUUCAAGUGAAGCUCCAGUCAGGGUUGAGGGGACACUACUUGCAAUUCUUGUGUGUUGGUUCCUUGGACUAGGAUCACUAGUUUCAUGGAAUAGCAUGUUGACAAUAGGCGACUACUACUAUGAAUUAUUUCCUGAUUACCAUCCAUCAAGAGUACUUACGCUCGUCUAUCAACCAUUUGCACUAGGAAUAAUGGCAAUACUUACUUAUAACGAGUCAAAGAUUGAUACUAGAAAACGUAAUAUAGCCGGAUACAUCCUCUUUUGUGUCAGUACUUUUGCACUUAUAGUGUUCGAUUUGGCUACGUCAGGGAAAGGGAGUGUCGGAUAUUUUAUUGGUAUAUGUGUUUUUGUUGGUGCUUUUGGAGCAGCAGAUGCUCAUGUCCAGGGUGGAAUGGUAGGAGACCUAUCUUUCAUGCGCCCGGAGUUUAUGCAGUCAUUCUUUGGUGGUUUGGCUGCAUCAGGAGCUCUUACCUCUGGUUUGAGGCUUGUGACAAAAGCAGCAUUUGAAAAUUCAGCAAAUGGUCUUCGAAAGGGAACAAUGUUGUUUCUUGCUAUAUCCACAUUCUUAGAAUUUAUCUGCAUAUUUUUGUAUGCAUUUAUUUUCCCUAAACUACCAGUAGUUAAGUUCUAUCGCUCCAGAGCAGCAUUUGAAGGAUCAAAAACUGUUACAUGUGAUCUUGCUGCUGCUGGCAUCCAGAAGCAAGAAAUUCAGAAUGCUGACAACGAUGCUAAUCCUCAGAGGCUUACCAAAAAACAGUUAUUCUUUCAAAACAUUGAUUACUUAUUGGACUUGUUUCUGAUAUAUGUCCUAACCUUGUCAAUAUUCCCCGGGUUCUUAUACGAAAACACUGGUAAACACCAGUUGGGUUCAUGGUAUCCACUUGUUCUGAUAGCAAUGUACAACGUCCUGGAUCUAGUUGGCAGAUACGUUCCCCUGAUAAAUUUGAUCAAAUUGGAAUCUCGGAAAGGCCUCAUGAUUGCAAUACUAUCCCGUUUCUUGCUCAUACCUGCGUUUUAUUUCACUGCAAAAUAUGGUGAUCAGGGGUGGAUGAUUCUCCUUGUUUCAUUCUUGGGAUUAACCAAUGGUUACCUAACUGUGUGUGUCAUGACUGUAGCUCCGAAAGGAUACAAGGGUCCGGAGCAAAAUGCAUUGGGAAAUCUGCUAGUUUUAUUUCUUCUGGGCGGUAUAUUUGCAGGUGUUGCUCUGGACUGGUUGUGGCUAAUUGGCAGUACGGCUAAAUUUUAA